AUUUCAUGAUCAGUGACGAAUGACACUCUCGGACGGCACUGACGUAAAUUCUUGGGAAACAACGACUUGACUUUCUAAUCAGGUACUUGUGUGGGUGAGAGAAUGAUCUCAAGUCUGCCUGAAAGUGUUUCUCCACCCGCGCCUUUUCGGUAAGAAAAACACUCAUUCACAACCACGUCUGUAGCCGACUUCUUCAAGCUCGGUUCAAAAGGAUUAAAAGGAGUCAUACGUUCAUCGUAGAAAUCAUUCAAAAUCGUUUAUUGAAGUUUGUUGUCUUUUCACGCAACUGGAAAUUAGUUUCAGAUCUUCUCUCCUUCAUUGAGAAGAUGGCAAUGUCUUGCUGACUAUCAAAGCGUAAUGUGGAUUAUCUAUUUAUUUAUUCAUCUCUAGUACAAUUUGACAACAUUUUAGACACUGGAAAUUUUGAUUGUCACGGUCCUGAUAAAGAGAGUGGAUUCCAAAUGUUGUUAUUGUUAUGGUAGAAGAAAGUGAGCUGGAAUUUAAUCAACAUCAGACUGAUAUUUUACGAGGUUAAUGUGAUAUUCUCUUUAAAUCUUGGAUUCGUUUCUGUCAAUAUUGUUUAGCAGUGACUUCAUUUCACAAUAUGGCGGCCGUUGCAUGCAAUAGCCUUGCGGGGCAACUAGCCCUCAGCUAUUCUCAACCACUUCUGAAAUCGCCCUACUAUCCGGAUAUCUACACUGUCAAGGAGGAGAUGGAUACUAACUCUAACCAUGUAGCAAAGAAAAACGAUGUGUUUAAGCCGAAAAGUGCAUCCCUUCACCGGGGCACCGUUCGCUUUGUUCAGCUAGCCUCCUCGGAUUUAUCGACAACCAGCGACCUGUCGAACUCGAAGGACUCGGGGAUCGGGUCGAGCGACGACAACAACAGUCAGGGUGAGACACCGAUCACCAGGGACGACCACCGACCCGAGAACGAUGCGGAGGAUGAUGAGGAGCGUGUCAAGUUCAUGGAGACGGCGCGGGAAUUUACGAAUGCCAAUGUUGAGGAGAUGACGUGGAAGGAGAGAGGGAAUAGAAUGGACAACUGCUUAGGUUGGCUACGAGAAGAAAUUACCAAAAUGAAGAAACAAGAUCAGAGUCUGAUGCGGCAAUUCAUGGAACUUCGUUCGACCAUUCACCAGCUCAAGCAGUCAAGUACCCAGCAAAGUCUAAGAGCAACUUAUCUACGCAACCAAGCAUCGUGCGCGAAUCUUGGGGCAUCCGACCAAUCAGCGCGCAGUAACACAACUUCCCGCCAAUCAAAUUCGCACAUGCGGAGCAAUCUCCGCCCCCUCGGCGCAGCCAGCCAGUCAUCGACGAGUGGCAACCUGUCAUCCAUGCAGUUUCAUUCACGCGGGAAUCUCAAUCACAUGCACUCCGCCAUGGACGCGAGUCCAAAAAUGGCACAGAGCCUUGCGCAUCUGGAGGACACAAGUUUCGACAUGGACAGUUACUUCGGCGAUGUCGAUUUUGAGCACGAUUCUUUUUACGACGAUGACGACUCCGAUGCUUUUAUCGAUCAACCGGAUGGUAUGUCACCCGGUCACAUCUCUGUGCUAUCGGAUCAGCCAUACAUGCCGCAGUACCGUACACGGACUGUUUCAUUGGUGACCCCGCAUUACAUAGGUCGUCCAUGCGCGUCCGGCUACCUUGCAAGGUCGAGAUAUAUGUCAUUUUCAAACGCCAAAGGAAGAGUGGAAAGCGAGAGAGCAAUUUUAGAAUGAAACAUGGAAAUGUGCUCAUAAAAAGACUUGUAAAUAUUUGAUAAUGAUGUAUUAGCUUUGUGAUGAAUAACGGAGAAGCAAUAGAGUUAGCAUUAUUUCAGCUCAUUAAUUAUGUAGGUGAAAUAUUUUCUUGAGAAUUUUAUGGCUUAGGCUUAAUUACAGAAUGUAUUGCAAUUCUUGUUUAAACAAGAAUUAUUUCACACAUUCAUUAUCAGUCCGUUAAUGUAAAAGCCUCCCAUAAAAAUAAAGAUAAAUAUUCAAAAGACGCCAUUGAUAUACAAUGUUUGAAUAUCUUUGGUCGUUAUAAGAUGCAAAAAGAAUCGUUGACUUUUUAUACGAAUCCAAUGUUUACGUAAAAACUGAAAUAUCAUGAAACUCGACUCGACUUAAUUGUUUCAGAUUGUCUUGGGAGUGUAGUCUUUUAACUUAUUUUAUCUAAUAUGGUAAAUAUGGUAAUAUAUACAAGGCAUGGAUCAAUUUUGGCACACUUUUCAAAACUGAAUAUAGCACAAGCCCCCCAAGAACCAAGAGUCAUUUCCUUGCUCUUAGUAUGCUUGGGUUCUACUGUCAUAUACCAGGGGAGCGUUUCAUCAACAUUUUUGUCUGACAAGUUGUCAGAUCUGACAUCUUUAGUUGAUUCUGAUUGGCUG
This is a messenger RNA of Lytechinus variegatus (green sea urchin), 2373 nucleotides long. RefSeq lists its product as uncharacterized. The coding region runs from base 605 to 1723 and encodes 372 amino acids. The transcript has 2 exons. The record is from RefSeq and is a predicted model, not a curated record. NCBI's taxonomy places the organism in Eukaryota, Metazoa, Echinodermata, Echinoidea, Temnopleuroida, Toxopneustidae.